This is a messenger RNA of Micromonas pusilla CCMP1545, 1443 nucleotides long. RefSeq lists its product as uncharacterized. The transcript has 5 exons. Gene Ontology annotation, molecular function: L-glutamate N-acetyltransferase activity, acting on acetyl-CoA as donor. The coding region runs from base 1 to 1395 and encodes 464 amino acids. Gene Ontology annotation, cellular component: cytoplasm. Gene Ontology annotation, biological process: L-arginine biosynthetic process. The record is from RefSeq and is a predicted model, not a curated record. Lineage: Eukaryota; Viridiplantae; Chlorophyta; Mamiellophyceae; Mamiellales; Mamiellaceae.
AUGGUCUCCUGGGAGGACAGCGCGGCGCAGCAGAAGCGCGUGUCGCAGGUUGGCGGCGAGCGCUUCGUCGACUUCUUCCGGACCGCCGCGCCGUACAUCGUCAACCACUCCGGCGGGACGUUCGUCAUCGUCAUCCCGGGCGGCGUCAUGCGCCAGCGCGACGUCCUCGAGGGGAUCGUCACCGACGUCGCGCUGCUGCAGUCGUUGGGCGUCCGCCUCGUCCUCGUCCUCGGAAGCAACGAGCAGGUGGAUGCCAUCUCGAAGGCGCGAGGCGUCAGCAGCGCCGUCGUGAACGGGUACCGGGUCACGGACCCGGAAACCCUGGAGAUCGCGAUGGAGGCGGCGGGAAGGAACUGCGUGCUCGUGCAGGCGCUGUUAUCGCGCGGCGUGAACGUCGCGCCCGGGGGCAUGUUCGCGCGCGCGAUGCCGACCGCGGUGUCCGGGAACUUCAUCCAGGCGAAGCGACGCGGCGUCGUCGACGGCGUCGACUUUUUGUACACCGGCGACGUCGUCUCAGUGGACGUGGACGCCGUGCGCGUGCGUCUCGACCAAGGCGACGUCGUCCUCCUCUCCUCGCUCGGGUUCAACGCCGCGGGUGAGGUUCUGAACUGUCAGUGCUACGACGUCGCGGUGUCGUGCGCGAUCGACCUGGGCGCGGAUAAGCUCCCCGCGAGAUCGCUCGCGGCGCCGGACGCGUCGUCGUCCUCCUCCUCCUCCUCCUCCUCCUCCUCUUCCUUCUCCUCCUCGUCCGCUCGCCCGUGGACGCGGCUCACCGAACGCGGGCUCCAAUGGCGCGUCGAAGGGUGCCCGCAGGAAGUCUGCGCCGCCGUGUUUUCGUGCAAAGCCGGCGUCCGCCGCGCGCACCUCCUCGACGGCGCGCUCCUGCUCGAGCUGUACACCUUCGACGGCGUCGGCGCGAUGAUCAGCCGCGACCGGUACGAGGAAACGCGCGUCGCGAAGCCCGGGGACUGGAUCGAGAUCAAGAGCAUACUGGAGCCGCUCGCGAAGGACGGCACGACGGUGGCGAUGAGCGACGACGCGCUCGUCGACGAGGUGAGCGCGGGCGCGUUUCACGUGAUGGAGCGGGACGGGAAAAUCAUCGGCUGCGCGGCGCUGCGUCGGUACGUCGUCAUCGCGGAGGUGGCAUCGUUCGCGGUUCGGCCCGGGUAUCGAAACGAAGGCCGCGGCGACAAGCUAUUGGAGUACCUCGAGAGGGUAGCUCGCGACGCGGGGGUGGAGAAGAUGUUCUUGCUCACUACGCGUACCGCGGACUGGUUCACGCAGCGCGGGUUCUUGCACGCGGGAGUGGCGAAGGACUCGCCGCUGCUGCCGCCGGGGAAGGUGACGCAGGAGGGGAGGAACUCGCAGCUGUACAUCCGAACGCUCGUGCGAUGAUGUAGUCGGAUCGAUAAUUUUAUAAUGUACGAAGGUAAUCUCGUCGUU